Entelurus aequoreus (snake pipefish) is the source of this 3889-nucleotide messenger RNA. RefSeq names its product TBC1 domain family member 8. NCBI's taxonomy places the organism in Eukaryota, Metazoa, Chordata, Actinopteri, Syngnathiformes, Syngnathidae. Gene Ontology annotation, molecular function: calcium ion binding. The record is from RefSeq and is a predicted model, not a curated record. The transcript is spliced from 21 exons. The coding region runs from base 361 to 3648 and encodes 1095 amino acids.
GGCUCUUUCCGGAAGGGACAGUGGGCUGAAUGCGGAAGCGAAGAAAGUUGAAAGACGAUCGCUCACUCUCGUCGUUGUCCGCUCCUACAACGCCACAAAGUGUAAUUAUCCCCCGAGGAAAUGAAUUGGGCGAGCUGAUAGAUAGAGUGAGACAGAGUGAGACGUCCUCCUGAGGCAACAAUCUAAGUGCACAAUCUUGUGUGCUGUUGCGAGAGCAGGACGUGAAGGUUCGAACCCCGCAGCAGCAUGGAGACCAUGGGAGUGGCACCGCCCGUCCACUCGCCACUUUAACGCGGAACAACCAGACCCGGGCUGGCUUUGGGCCGGCGGCGGCCUCCCGUCCCGUCCCCCGGCGAGAGAAUGUGGCUGAACCCGGAGGAAGUGUUGGUGAAAAAUGCGCUGAAGCUGUGGAUCACCGAGAGGAGCAACGCCUUCUUCCUGCUGCAGAGGAGGCGAGGCCGCGGGGAGCACACCGGCAAGAUCAGCGGCCUCCUGGUGGGGGCGCUAGACACAGUGCUGGACUCCAACGCCAGGGUCACGCCCUUCAGGAUCCUUCUGCAGGUUCCUGGCUCGCCAAUAAGUUGGAUCAUAGCAAGCGGAGCCACCAUGGAGGAAGUGAACAAGCACUGGGACUGGCUGGUCCACAACCUGUUGCACUCACUCUCUGUCUUUGACAACAAGGACGACGUCAGCAACUUUGUCAAAGGGAAAGUGAAGGGUCUGAUAGCCGAGGAGGUCAGAGGUCGCCAGGCGGCCCAAGAAGACGACCCCGAGAAGUUCAGAGAAGCUCUCCUCAAGUUUGAGCUUCACUUCCAUCUUCCUUCUUCCGAGAAGUUGGUGACUUUUUAUUCCUGCUCCUGCUGGAAAGGACGAGUUCCUCGCCAAGGUUUCCUCUACCUCAGCAUCAACCACAUGGCCUUCUACUCCUUCCUGCUGGGCAAAGAAGUCAAGUUCGUCAUUCCCUGGGCGGAGGUGACGCGUCUGGAGCGGAUCUCCGGCGGCUUCAUGACAGACGCCAUCAGGGUGAGCACGCGUCGGCGGCAGAGAGACUUCUCCAUGUUCCUGAACCUGGACGAGGCCUACGGCGUGGUGGGCCAGCUGGCAGACAUCGCUCUCAGACGGCUGCUGGACAGCGAAGGUCUGGAGCUGGACCGAGUUCUGCAGCAGCCGGCACGCAUCACCAAGAGGGUUCUGGAGGAGCAGGCCCUGAGGGAGUACGUGUUGGCUCUGUUCCGCCUCCCUCGCAGCGAAAGGCUCCACGAGGUGGCGCCGUGCGCGGCGUGGACGCCUCACGCCCGCUGCCACACGGCGGGCACGCUGUACACCACCGACAACUACCUGUGCUUCAGCAGCCACGAGGAGGGCCAGUGUCUCCUGCUCCUCCCCCUCUACGAGGUGUUGUCGGUGGAGAAGGCGGAGAGCAGCCAGCUGCUACCUGAUCCCAUCAUAGUGAGCGUGCGCUCCAAGAAGGCCUUCCAGCUCAUCCAGCUGCAGGAGAGAGAGCACCUGGUGGAGAGUCUCACCUGUCGACUCAGGUCUCUGCAGCUCAAACAGUCCACCUUCCGCUGGGGCGCACACAACAGGACCGCCUCGAGCUGCUCCUACUACACCUUCUACUACCAUGAGGAUGAGGAUGAGGAGGAGGUGGAGGAGCAGGUUCUCCGCAACACCGUCAACAGCCAGGCCCUCAUCACUGCCUUCCAGCACGCUAGCAACAACAACAACAAGAACACUGAGGCAGCAAAGGAGCGGCUGUGGGAAGAACAUUUCAUGGAGUUCGGCCGUGGCGUCCACAUGUUCCGCACCGAGAAGGUCCAGAGGCUGGUUGCCAUGGGGAUACCCGAGUCUCUGCGGGGCGAGCUGUGGAUGACGCUGUCAGACGCCACCUCCGACUUGGAGGCCCACCAGGGUUACUACGCCAGCCUGGUGCACAAGUCCAUGGGUCAGAGCAGCUUGGCCACCGAGGAGAUCGAGCGAGACCUCCACCGCUCCCUGCCGGACCAUCCCGCCUUCCAGAACCCCACCGGCAUCGCGGCGCUCAGACGCGUUCUCACGGCCUACGCUCACCGCAACCCCAAGAUCGGGUACUGCCAGUCCAUGAACAUCCUGGCCUCGGUGCUGCUGCUCUACGCCAAAGAAGAAGAAGCCUUCUGGCUGCUGGUGACCGUCUGUGAGCGCAUGCUGCCUGACUACUUCAACCGCCGCGUCAUAGGAGCCCAAGUGGAUCAGUCGGUGUUCGAGCAGCUGAUCCGCGAGCGCCUUCCUGAGCUGGCCGAGCACUUCCCCGACCUGUCCACGCUGUCCUCGGUCUCGCUGUCCUGGUUCCUCACCAUCUUCGUCAGCGUCAUGCCAUUCCACAGCGCCGUCUGCGUGGUGGACUGCUUCUUCUUCCACGGCAUCAAGGCCAUCUUCCAGCUGGGCCUGGCCGUGCUGGAGGCCACCUGCGAGCUGCUGUGUGGCAGCGGUGACGACGGACACGCCCUCAUGGUCCUCACCGGUUUUCUGGAGCACGUCGGCCGUGAGGAUUCAUCCUCUCAACCUCCCGCGGACCAAGUCCACGUGACUCGGCUCAUCAACGACGCCCUCCAAAGGUUUGGAGACUUGACCGUAAGGAAGAUCGAGAGACUGCGAUGCCACCACAGGAUUCAAGUCCUGCAGGCCCACGAGGACACCACCAAGGAGAACACGUUACGAUUGGUGGCGUCGGAAGUGUGCAUGUGCGCAGACACGCUGGCGGACAUUUACGAUCUCUUUAAGACGGAACAUUUCAUCAGCCUGUACUGGGGCGACACCAGCAUGGCGGCGGCGGCACAGGCGGCGUCAUGGAGCCGUGGCGUGUCCUACUUGGAGCGCCAGUACCGACUGGACCGCCCGCAGUUCAAGAGUCUGUACGGGCUGCUGGCGCCGUGGACCGGGGAAUCGAACCGUCACGCCGACACGCUGGCCGACCGCACCUUCACGCUGCUGGACCAGGACCAGGACUGUCUGGUCACCUUCAGGGACUUUGCUGCCUGGCUGGACACUUUGUACUGCGGCGAGCUGAACGAGAGGAUCAAGCUGCUCUACCGCCUCCACUUACCUCCAGCCCUGACUGCAAGCGAGGACUUGUCGUCUCUGAUGCCGGGUGUGUCCACCAGCAGACCUUUGUACGUGAAGGUGGCCUCAGGACUUGGCGAUGGACAGAAGGUGAAGGACUACCAGGAGCAGCUGAAGCAGAUGCUGCAGGACUUGGUGGUGGCCAAGGAGAAAGAUGUGGAGAAGCCGCUGCCGCUCAUGAACCAGAAAGAGUUCAUCCAGUUCUGCAAGACUCUGUACAGCAUGUUCCACGGUGACCCGGAGGAGAACGAGCUCUUCCAGGCCAUCGCCACGGUCACCAGUUUGGUCCUGCAGAUCGGUGAGGCAGACCACCGUGGCAGAGCACCAAGGUCGGGAGGCGGAGACUGUCCGGAUAACUGGCCGGACAGCAAGUCCGAGGAGAGCGAAUGGACCGUCAGCUUUGCUCAGAUCUUUGCCUCGCUGCUGACCGAGCAGACGCUGGUUAACUUCCUGGAGAAGCCGGGCGAUCUGGCGGUCCGCAUCGCUGAGGCCAAGCAGAAGCAGUACCAGCAGAGGGCGGGGCUUCUCACGCUGCAGCAACGCCACCGCUGAUUCGUGCGCAAGAACCGCCAAUCAAAGUAUUCACUCAACAUUUUUAGCAGUCAUCUCUUUAAAUGUCCUUUUCUAACCAGUGAUCACCUGCACACACACCUGCACACACACCUGUACACGUUCACUCUUCAUCCCAAGGCAGUAGAAGACAGACCACAAGACUGUGAGCCAAGAAAGUAACUUUAGUAGCAACACUGGAAGUCUAUUUUUAAAUAAAAUAUUUUCUUGCUUGGCAAAAUUG